AUGCCGCGACUAGACGGGAAGGUUGUCCGUCAGGCAAAGAAAAUAUCCGCUUUGUUGCCGCCACUACUACCUGCCAACCGAAGCAUAGAAAGGGCACUUUUGGAACUCAAAUGGAUCAAGGAUGAGCUACCCAAAGACCAAUGGCACUCCGCAGUGAACAGACGUUUGAAGCUAGAGCCAUUACAGUACAUAUUAGGAAAUCAACCGUUCGGAGACCUCAACAUCAUUUGCGAACAAGGGGUAUUAAUUCCUAGAUGGGAAACGGAAGAAUGGUGCACCAGGUUGGCCGAUCUUAUACUGGAGAAUGCAUGCAAAAGGCUUGUGAUUGUGGACGCAUGUACAGGGUCUGGUUGCAUUCCACUAUACUUGAGAGACAAUCUUGCAUCUGCUGAUACAAUUUACAACAUUUGUGGGUUUGACAUAUCAAAGGAAGCAAUACAUUUGGCACAUCGAAACUUAUUGUCCAACAGGCACCGCAAGUUCGAGGAGUCAAAUAGAGUUCUGUUUCAAAUAGCGGACAUUUCAGAUGCAAAUAUAGUUUGCAAACUACCUGUACAUAAAAUCGAUUUGGUAACUGCGAAUCCCCCAUACAUACCAUUGCUGGACUAUAAAAAGCCUGUUAUUCGUGGUGGUGUGGAAAAAUCGGUUAGACAGUAUGAGCCUCAACUAGCUUUAAUUGGAGAUGUCGACCCUUAUAAGCAAUUGCUAUGCAACUUGGUAAAACCUUCACAAGCUCGUGGUUUCAUAUUUGAAGUGGGAUACUACAAGCAAGUUGAUUUCGUGCGUAAGUUGUUGGACCGAAGCUGGGCUGUAGGAUAUAUGAACGAUUCCGCUGGCAGAGUUCGCUGCGUUGUAGGCUGGAAGUUAGAUACAGACCUUGAUAUAUUAGAACGUCUAUGUGAUGCUAUAAUUUAA
This is a messenger RNA of Lodderomyces theae, 915 nucleotides long. RefSeq names its product S-adenosylmethionine-dependent methyltransferase. Bases 1 to 915 code for a protein of 304 amino acids. Lineage: Eukaryota; Fungi; Ascomycota; Pichiomycetes; Serinales; Debaryomycetaceae. Gene Ontology annotation, molecular function: protein methyltransferase activity. Gene Ontology annotation, biological process: protein methylation. Gene Ontology annotation, cellular component: mitochondrion. The transcript has a single exon. The record is from RefSeq and is a predicted model, not a curated record.